Molecule: messenger RNA, 501 nt
Organism: Cooperia oncophora
Lineage: Eukaryota; Metazoa; Nematoda; Chromadorea; Rhabditida; Trichostrongylidae
Source: the annotation of a GenBank genome assembly
AUGCUUGAUCAUUCCAAUGAUGAACAACAGUUCGGAAACAUGAGGGCGAAUCUCGAAGAUAUCGCUCGAUGGGAGGUGAAGACUAAUGGCAAAGCAAUUUAUGAAGCCCGGGUGGACAUCGAGUCCUCGGCCGACACUUUCGAUUUCUAUGGUGGUGUCGCUGCAGCAGUUCUUCAGGGUGAUCAAAUCGACCUACCCGGUGGUCCAACGCAGCGCUUCGCCUACACUCGUCGUGAACCGCUCGGUGUUGUCGGUUGCAUUGGAGCAUGGAAUUAUCCAUUCCAAACCUGCGUUUGGAAGGUAGCACCGGCCCUUGCUGCCGGUAACGCAGUCAUAUAUAAGCCAUCACCAUUCGCUCCAGCCUCCGCAGUACUCCUUGGAGAGAUUCUUACCGCUGCCGGGCUACCAAACGGAGUGUAUGGUGUAGUACAGGUAAAUACUGAAAAGGGCCUCUCUAUGCGUGAAUAUAUGUUUUCUUGGAAUCUCAAUUCUGUAUUCUGA